AUGACAUUGAAUGAGGAGAGUCAAGAACUCAAUGAAAAGGAAGAUAAUGUUCAGCAUGAGAAAUAUGGUUUCAUGACUGGAGAAAAAUCAUUUUUUUCAUCACAUAACAAAAAGACUUCACAAAAAAGCAUUCAAAAGACAGCAAAUAGAAGUUAUUUCACCUGCCAACAGUGUAAAAAACCUUUCAACAGAAAGGGAUACCUUGAAGUCCACAUGAGAGUUCACACUGGAGAAAAGCCGUACAUCUGUCAACCGUGUGGAAAGAGUUUCAUUCGAAAAGGAAACUUGAAAUACCAUAUGAGAGUUCACAUUGGAAACAGACCCUUUGUCUGCCAACAGUGUGGAAAGAGAUUUACUGAAAAAGGAAACCUUAAUAUUCACAUGAGAAUUCACACUGGAGAAAACCCUUUCACCUGCCAACAGUGUGGAAAGAGUUUCACUCAAAAAGCAAACCUUAAAAAAAACAUCAGAAUUCAUACUGGAGAGAAACCUUACACAUGCUCUCAAUGUGAAAGAAGUUUUACACACAAACAUCUCGAUGAACACAUGAGAAUUCAUUCUGGAGAAAAGCCUUACACCUGCAAUCUGUGUGGAAACGGCUUCAUUCGAAAAGCAAACCUUAAAAACCACAUGAAAAUUCACAGU
Molecule: messenger RNA, 645 nt
Organism: Labeo rohita (rohu)
Lineage: Eukaryota; Metazoa; Chordata; Actinopteri; Cypriniformes; Cyprinidae
Product: gastrula zinc finger protein XlCGF7.1
Exons: 1
Biological process (GO): regulation of transcription by RNA polymerase II
Cellular component (GO): nucleus
Molecular function (GO): RNA polymerase II cis-regulatory region sequence-specific DNA binding; DNA-binding transcription factor activity, RNA polymerase II-specific
Source: RefSeq, a predicted model, not a curated record